AUGUCUGCUAUUGUCUCUAAGGUCACUGGUUUCGUCAACUGUGCUAUCCAAAAGUCUACCCAACUCACUAAUUGUGCUGUUUACUGGGGUAAAGUCGGUGGUGAAUUAGCCAAGGCUGUUUACAAAAAGGAAGGUUUAGCUCCACCAUCAGUCCAAGAAUUCCAAAACUUCUACGCUAACAUCUUCAAGACCAUCAAGAGCUCAUCUCAAAGAGAAGCUAUUGCCAAUAAGGUUUUCAACUUCCAACCAGGUCCACAAUGUGCCGUCAAGGCCGGUGUUUACGGUAUUCAAUUAUUAGCUUUCUUCUCCGUCGGUGAAAUCAUUGGUAGAAGACAAUUAGUUGGUUACCCACACUUUGGUGAAGAAGAACACCACCAUUAA
Spathaspora passalidarum NRRL Y-27907 is the source of this 381-nucleotide messenger RNA. RefSeq names its product F1F0 ATP synthase subunit g (gene ATP20). The transcript has a single exon. Gene Ontology annotation, molecular function: proton transmembrane transporter activity. The coding region runs from base 1 to 381 and encodes 126 amino acids. The record is from RefSeq and is a predicted model, not a curated record. Gene Ontology annotation, biological process: proton motive force-driven ATP synthesis. Lineage: Eukaryota; Fungi; Ascomycota; Pichiomycetes; Serinales; Debaryomycetaceae.